CCCAAAUAAACCCAUUAGACUAGUCAUUCUUUGGCGGGAAAGCGGAGGAAGGAAAGAGAAGCGAGGGAAAUAGAGCUAGAGAGAGAGAGAGAAAUCGAGAAAUGAGUUCGUCGCCGGCGAUUGAACCAGACGCGCCGGACCUCGUUUGCCAGCUCGAUAAUGUCCAUGGAAUCUUCGAUGCCCUCACUUGCGUCCGAUGGAAACGCCACCAGGAUGCCUUAGUCGAGUUAUCUGAACACGGAGUAGUUUUGAUCGUGGAGGAUUCAGGCUGUCUUCAAGCCAAGGUCUAUCUUCAACGCGAGCUGUUCACGAAGUACGAGUAUGGAGCUGAAGGUAGGCCGAGAUUUGGAAUCAGCUUAGGGCUUCUUGUGGAUUGCUUGAACACGUUCUCAUCACCUGGACACUCAAACACCAUUGAAAUCAAGUAUCCAGGACCUGAUAUGGAGCUUCUUCUCAAAUCUGUUGAUACUCUAAACUCGUGCAUAUACUCUGAGAUAAGAACAAGAAUCCCAGAGACAAGCGCGUGGGACUAUCACUUUGAGCAGGCAGGAACCGCGCCACUUACUUUUACAGUGAAGUCAUCAGCGCUGAAGGAAGCAAUAGAUGAUCUUGAAUGGCCUGGAUCAAGCGUACAGAUCAGCCUUCAAAAGUCUCCUCCUUGUGUUACUUUUAGAGGAGAAGGACACGGAGACCUACAGAUAGACUUCAUGUAUUAUGCUAACACAGAUCUUCUCCUUGCCUUUCAUUGUGAUACCGAAGUCUCUUACGGGUACAAGUACAAGUUUCUGAAGGCAACGACGGCGAAUAUUCCGGGGAACGUGGUGAGAGAAAACAGGGGAAGCAAGAUGACGAUAGGGAGAGGAGGAAUGUUGAAAGUUCAGCACUUGGUUUCGGUUGCUAAAGCUUUAGCUCCACAUGUUGAGUCUGCAGGGUAUCAGCCUCCGAGUCGCAUUGCUUAUAUAGAGUUCUUUGUGAAGCCUGAAGAGCCUUCUGAUUAAAUUGAUUUCUGUUCAUUUCUGAAUUAAAUUCUCGUCCGUAAAAAGUAUUGGGGUUAUUAUGACGUGUUAUAAAGCUAAACGGUAAUCUACAAUUCUAAACUAGAAAAUAGGUAAGCAAAUAAAGCAAUUUCAGUUUUUUUUAGGUCAUAUAGUUUUAUGUUUUUGGGUUAUGGUUUAGUAUUUCAGAGUUAGGGUUUUCUUUUCAGGGCUUAUAUGAUUUAGGAUUCUCUUCAGCUUUUAAAAUAUUGCAAUUAUUUUGUUAACAGGUAUAGAAUUUAACAAAAGAAGAGGUGUAUACAUUGUUAACAGG
This is a messenger RNA of Thlaspi arvense, 1308 nucleotides long. Lineage: Eukaryota; Viridiplantae; Streptophyta; Magnoliopsida; Brassicales; Brassicaceae. The record is from the annotation of a GenBank genome assembly.